Lytechinus variegatus (green sea urchin) is the source of this 946-nucleotide messenger RNA. RefSeq lists its product as uncharacterized. Lineage: Eukaryota; Metazoa; Echinodermata; Echinoidea; Temnopleuroida; Toxopneustidae. The coding region runs from base 240 to 806 and encodes 188 amino acids. The record is from RefSeq and is a predicted model, not a curated record. The transcript has 2 exons.
AUGAGGGGGAUCCGCUAAGAAGCACUGCUUGUCGAGCGUGGAUCCCCUAUCAUAUUACAUUAAAGAAUGAAAAAUUUGGGGGAAAAUUAUGGAAGGCCUACAAUGAUUAGCAUUUCGAACCCCUCGACGCUGAGUGUUAUUCGUGUUAAGCACAUUCGACCAAGUGUUGUCCCUAUGAGGUUCUAGUGAUUGCUUACAUCCAUGACUCACAUUCGUUUGAUUUCAUUUCACAAUAGAAAAUGAAGGGUGAAACAAUUAGUCUUAUUCCACCAACAAGGAGAGUGAAGGUCACUGUAUGCAGUUCUAGUUUGGAGGAAAAUGUAUCGGGUCUUAUCCAGUACAUCCAACAAAAGCUACCCGAUGUUGUGGAAAAGGUGGAAUUUAGAUCCCUCCCGUACAACAUUAGAGACAUCGACAAUUUCGAUUUGAGAGGAAUUGAUGUCCUUCUACUCUGCCACUCCAUAAACAACAGACGAUUCUCAAUAACUGACGUCACAGAUGCGUUGUAUGAUAGAUUUCUGCCAAGGGCUAAGAAAUAUUUAGGAAAAUGUAAGAUAGGAGUCAUCGCCCAUGACUUUUCAGAAGAUUAUCUUAAAGAUUUUAAGAUAUCUACUUUUCGCCGCACACAGCCCACGACAUUCAAGUGUGCAGCACUUGUUCUGAUUGGAGGGCAGCUGUCACAUGAUCCGGUGAAGUUAAAUGACAAACAGCUUGGUGAUCUUCAGCAGUUCUUUCUGGCAUCAAAUGCAAGUCGUUCGGAAAGGUUUCACAAAAUGCCCUACAGAUUUAUUAAUUGUUGUAUGUAGAAUCGGCGGUGAUGAAGAUGAUGGUGAUAGGUAGAAUGGUGAUGAUGAACAUGUUAUAGCCUACUCAUUAUAAGGUUGUGGUGGCAUCGUGGUCUAGUGGUUACGACUCUCGUCUUUCAAUCGAAGGGACGUGAGUUUGA